AUGGCUCUCAAGGUCCAAGACCUCCACUUCAAGCUGGUGUAUGAACCUGGCCCUACCAACCCAGCAGACGUCUUGAGUCGUCACCCUCAGCCACAUCCUCCCCUGCCGAAUGUUGGUGAGGAGGAGGACACCGCCUAUAUCAAUGCCAUCGCGCAGUCCUCUGUUCCCAACCCCCUCCUCUUGUCCGACAUCCAAGGUGCAACUCGAGCAGACUCAACGCUCCAGGCCGUGCUGCUGUCACUGCAGACGGGCAUGUGGGACGACAAGGCAGUGGACAUCCGCCCUUUCUACACGCAAAGGCAUGAACUCUCCGCCGCCGACGGUCUCCUGCUCAAGGACCAUCAUCUGGUGAUUCCACUGUCUCUCCGAGAGCGGACACUUCAACUGGCCCACUCCGGCCACCAAGGCAUGACACGGACCAAGCAACGACUGUACACGAAAGUCUGGUGGCCUGGCAUGACGUCCGCUGCGGAAUCCCUCUGCCGCCAAUGCCUCUCCUGUCAGGCAAACACGCCAACAGGCCCAUACAGGCCGGAAUCCACACCGACCCCACCAUCGACGGCGCCAUGGCAACGGGUGUUUGUCGACCUGUAUGGCCCCUUGCCAGGCGGAAGCACACUCUUGGUUGUGGUGGACCAACUGAGUCGCUACCCAGUCACUCACGUGUUCAACUCCACUCCCGCUACAGCUGGCGUACUUGCAGUGCUCCGCAGUGCGUUCGCAGCAUUCGGCCUGCCAGAAGAAGUGGUCUCUGACAACGGCCCCCAGUUCCGCUCGGCGGAGUUCAACCGUUUCCUGGCCCAGAUGGGCAUCGCUCACAGUUGCACGCCUCCUCUCUGGCCCCAAGCCAAUGGUGCAGUGGAGCGGAUGAACCGCACGAUCGGCAAGGUCCUCCGUGCUGCCCAACUGGAUGGCCGAGAUUUGCGUGCUGCACUUGACGAGUGGCUACUCGCAUACCGCACCACUCCCCACCCCGCCACAGGCCUGCCGCCAGCUACCAUCAUGUUCGGCCGCAGCAUCCGGGACACUCUCCCCAGCCUGUGCACGGCCCCAGCACCAGAUGCGACCGUCACGGCGAACAAGGAGCAUGCGUUCCGCGCCCGCCAAUGCGAGGCGGCAAACCAGCAUCGCAGUGCGCAACCGGCUUCGACCAUCACCCUCUAG
This is a messenger RNA of Sycon ciliatum, 1164 nucleotides long. RefSeq lists its product as uncharacterized. Gene Ontology annotation, biological process: DNA integration. NCBI's taxonomy places the organism in Eukaryota, Metazoa, Porifera, Calcarea, Leucosolenida, Sycettidae. Bases 1 to 1164 code for a protein of 387 amino acids. The record is from RefSeq and is a predicted model, not a curated record. Gene Ontology annotation, molecular function: nucleic acid binding. The transcript has a single exon.